AUGUACCAGAGCCGUUUUCAGAUCGUGUUCUUCACCAUUACAAUGCUGGGAGUGGUGGGUUCCUUCAAUGGUCUCAAUGCUCUUGGUAAAAAAUACAAACACGUCUUCGACUUUGUCCGAGAUAGUAUAGUGGCUAGCGGUGGUGGCCAGUCGGACCAUAUGACAUCGACUAAGAUUCAGACAAUCUACAAUUUGACAUUGGCGGUAUGCGGGUGGCUGGGAGGUCGUGUGUUCAAUACAUUAGGUCCAAGACUUACGGUAACCAUCUCGGGCUUAUGUUACGGGGUGUAUGUGGCGGCAAUAAUAGGUGUGAAUUACUGUCACUGGAAUCGUUACUUGGUUUACCCGGCGGGGAUCAUGAUUGGGUUGGGCGCUUCAUUGAUGUGGACCGUGUUCGGUGUAAUGUCAUUCGCUUAUCCUGUCAACCGUCAGCAAGCCUUUCUGUUUCUAUGGACUUGCUUGAACUUAGGAUCCUUUGCUCUGGGUUGUUGUGGUAUGAUACAAAGACCGAGCAAUGCAUCAGGACUGUCCUUAGUUAGCUAUCUAGUUAUUUUAUCGGUGAUGAUGCUGUGUACAGGAGGUGCUGCCAUAUUGCUGAAGCCAUUAUCUAAGAUCAAGCGCAGUGAUGGUACGAUAGUAGGUGAAGCUACCACAUCAGGACAUGACAAACCUUUAACGAUAGCCGAAGCUGUUGCAGACGAGUGGCCAAUUCUUGCAUUGAUGCUACCCAUGUUCCUGUCACCCAAUAGUCACUAUGCUUUCCUGUUUAAUGGACUGAAUGCUCAAUAUUUUAAUGUAAGAUCAAGAAGCUUGAAUACGGCAAUCUACUCCGGAGUUCGGAUCCCAGGUUCCUUAGCUAUAUUGCAGUUGUUCAAGAAAGCUUCUACAACCAUGGCAGGAAUUUAUGUGACUGCCUUGAUUACAGGAUCUACUUUCUUAGUAGCUCAUAUCACUAUCUUCAAUACCUUUGGAAAUGUAAAUCCGAAACCAGAUCCUAAGCGUAUUGAUGCUUUCACUGAACGAUAUCAUGCAUUCCUACUGAUCGCAUGUUUCAUCAAUUUUGGUCUAUUAGAUAGUGUAUCUCAAACGCUAAUGUAUGUGGUGUUAGGUCGUUUGAGUGGAAACGAUGUUCGGAAGACUGCAAUAUAUUCCGGCUUGUAUAAAGGUAUUCAGGCCAUUGGGGUGAGUUUAUAUUGGGGGUUGGAUUGGAUGUUAACGGACAUGGCCAUUGAUAAGUUUUCACGGUAUCGGAUUCAUUGGUUGAGCUUAACCUUACAAUGGUGUGUUGCGAUACCCACGGCAUUGGUAGCAUUGUUGUUAUUCCACAAGCAUGUCAUGUGCAGAGUAUGCGGAAGCGAACAAGUUAGCAAGCCUCUAUGUAACGACUGCCGAUGUCUAUAUGAAAAGACCUGUGGUUCAUGCGACGCAUGUUUAAUAACAGAAAAACUCAGCUUGGCGGAUUGA
Messenger RNA from Gregarina niphandrodes, 1464 nucleotides. Its product is annotated as ion channel regulatory protein UNC-93. Bases 1 to 1464 code for a protein of 487 amino acids. The transcript has 3 exons. The record is from RefSeq and is a predicted model, not a curated record. NCBI's taxonomy places the organism in Eukaryota, Apicomplexa, Conoidasida, Eugregarinorida, Gregarinidae.